Messenger RNA from Drosophila suzukii, 2511 nucleotides. RefSeq names its product choline transporter-like protein 1 (gene Ctl1). Lineage: Eukaryota; Metazoa; Arthropoda; Insecta; Diptera; Drosophilidae. Gene Ontology annotation, biological process: transmembrane transport. Gene Ontology annotation, molecular function: transmembrane transporter activity. The record is from RefSeq and is a predicted model, not a curated record.
CACCUGCACUUUUAACUUGUAUAUGUUGUUGUCUCCUCGGUUGUGAAUCAAAAUAUAACAAACAAGUGGCUCAACAAACUCGAAUCUAGAUAUAAGACCAUAGUGAUAAGACAAACUAAUUCCGCUAAUUACCUGCCGAGUAAACCGAGUGCAAAAUGGGCUGUGCGGAGAGCAAGGACGGCGAGGGGGAGGCUCAGGACAACAGGCCUAAAUACCGGUCCUGCACGGACACCUGCUGGCUGGCGAUUUACAUUAUAUUCUGGCUGUUUUUGAUCGUGAUAGCCAUCUUUUCGUUUGUCUACGGCAAUCCCUUGCGCAUCAUCAAUGGCUACGAUUCCUUUGGCAACACCUGUGGCGUCAAGCACAAUGAAAAGUUCCAGGGAUUCCCUUUGUCCGGCAUGAAUACCCUUGACAAGCCAGAGCUCUUCUACUUUGACGUCAAGGAGCUGAAAAAGUCCUUGAAAAUAUGCGUCAAGUCUUGUCCCGCCAAAACCUUGACCAAGGGCACUGAGCUGCUGGAAUACUACAGCCAAUCGGGCAGCCAGCUCUGCAAAUACGACUACAAUAUGCAGCAGUUGAGUACGGUGGGAGAUGAUGCCAAGACCUUCAAUUUCCUGGGUCCGUGUCCUAGUUUACCCGUUUACGAGAGUGCUCCUGUCCUCCAUCGCUGUGUGCCCAAGGGCACGGGUCAGAAUGUUAAGAAAUAUAUUGAGAACUAUUACGAAAUGCUCAAUAACUGGGAUGUGGCCCAGCAGUUCGUUGGUGACAUCUACUCCACCUGGCACAUCAUUGCGUUGGUCUGUGGACUGGCCUUGCUCAUUUCUAUCGCUCUGGUGACCAUGAUGCACUGGCUCUCCCGCAUCGUCUCCUGGAUCAUCUGUGUCCUGGUUAUAGUGGCCAGUGUGGCACUAAGUGUGGCCCUCUGGUAUGCCUACUAUAACAUCCGCUACAAGACUGGGGUGAACACGCAAUAUAGCAUGCUGCAGGAGUUUGUGCGCAAUGAGCAGGCGGUCCUAACCUUGGCAGUCCUGGCCACCAUAACUAUGAUAAUCCUCAUAGUGGUUAUAUACUUUUUGAAAAACAAACUAUCUGGCUUGUCUGCCCUUUUCGAGGAAGCUGGCCAGUGCAUGAUGAAUCUCCCAGGACUUUUGAUUGCCCCGCUGCUGGCCUUCCUUGUGCUCAUAGCCUUCUUGAGCUUCUGGGUCGGGGUGGUCAUCUGCCUGGCCACCGCCAGCUCUCCUGGCCAGAGUCCCAUUGCUCCGUUUGACAACUCGAAAGCUCACAUGCAGCCUCUGCCAGCCAAUGCGUUGUUUGUUUCUAAUAACACCAAUGCCAAUGAUUUGAGAACCAAUUCGCGCGUAGAGUAUGCCGAUGCUGGUGCCCUUCGCAGUAUGUUCUGGAUCUAUGUGGUGGGUCUAAUUUGGACGGUUGAGUUUAUUUUCGCCUGCCAGCAGUUUGCAUUGGCCGCAGCUGUGGCCUUCUGGUACUUUGAAAAGCCCACGACAACACCCACGAUUUACGCCAUUGGCAAACUGGUCAAGUAUCAUUUGGGCACGGUGGCCAAGGGAUCCUUUGUCAUCACUAUUUUCAAGAUUCCCCGCUUGAUACUGACAUAUUUGUAUGCCAAAUUGAAAAAAGGCGAGGACAAGGGAUCGGAGUGUGCGGCCUGUUGCUUGAAGUGCUGUAUUUGUGGCUUUUGGCUGCUGGAGAAGUUCAUUCGCUUCUUAAAUCACAAUGCCUACACUGUGGUGGCCAUUGAGUCCAUUAACUUUUGUCCCGCCGCUGGCAUUGCCUGGAAUGCCAUGGCCACGAAUGUUUUACAAGUGGCCACCAUCAACAGCGUGGGCGACUUUAUACUCUUCCUGGGAAAGGUUGUGGUGGCCGCUCUCUCCGGCCUUAUCGGAAUCGUUUUGCUCAAGGACAAGCCCGGUCUAAACUUUUACAUGGCCCCCGUCAUAAUCAUAAUAAUAUUCUCCUUCUUCAUUGCUCACAUCAUUCUAUCGCUAUUUGAGAUGGUUGUGGACACCCUGUUCCUGUGCGUCUGCGAGGAUAAGACCCUGAAUGGUCGGUCUGGUCGAUGGGCGCAGAGCAACUUGGCAAAGCUGGUGGGCGAGGAACCGCUACAGCCUGGGGAGGAGCCGCCCAUCGAGGUGGUCCAAAUGAUGCCCAUCAACAAGCAGCCAUUCAGUAUUACACGACUCCCCCCGUCCGAUCCCGAGGUGGCUCCCAUGUCGCCCGAGUAGCUCUAAGAGGCAGCCAGAUGCUUUCGCUAAUCCUUUAUUCCAGUCCCAGAAAAGCCCCCGAAACUCAACGCACAUCUCAUUAGGAUGUUAAUAUUUAUAUAUAUACAUACCAUAACUCCGUCGCGACGUACAAAGUAGAACAGUGGGACUAAUAAUUACUGGUAAUCUUGUCUAUUGAUAUAUUCAAACUUAGGAUGCACAGUUUGUAAACGUAUUUAUAAAGUUUAAUCGUUUUGUAUCUAAAUGUAAAAUUUGGUGUUCAAACCUU